AUGGCAUCCACUAAAGCUACCUCGAAGACGUAUACCCUCAACACAGGGGCCAAGAUCCCAGCAAUUGGACUUGGAACAUGGCAAUCGAAACCCCAUGAGGUGGAGAAGGCAGUUGAGAUUGCACUUCGAAGAGGAUACCGCCACAUUGACACUGCGCUUGCCUAUGGCAAUGAAGAAGAAGUUGGGCGAGGAAUUAAAAAUUCUGGCGUUCCCAGAGAAGAGAUCUGGUUAACCACCAAGCUGGACAACCCUUGGCACAAGCGAGUCCAGGAAGGGAUUGACUCCUCCUUGAAGUCCCUAGGAACUGACUACGUUGAUCUGUACCUGAUCCACUGGCCAUCGUCCACCGAUCCUAGCGACUUGAAGAAGCACCAUCCAGAUUGGGAUUACAUCAAGACGUGGCAAGAAAUGCAGAAGCUCCCCGCUACUGGUAAGGUGCGGAAUAUUGGCGUUUCCAACUUCGGCAUCACGCAUCUGGAGAAGUUGCUCAACGACCCAUCAUGCAAGAUCGUACCUGCUGUUAACCAGAUCGAGAUCCACCCGAAUAACCCUUCCCCAAAGCUCGUCGAAUACAACACCUCUAAAGGCAUCCACAGCACCGGUUACUCCUGCCUCGGCAGCACGAACUCGCCUCUUUACUCAAACGAGACCCUCCUCACCCUCGCCAAGGCUAAGGGCAAGACUCCUCAACAAGUUCUACUUGCAUGGGGUAUUCAAAAAGGAUGGUCUGUUAUUCCCAAGUCUGUUAACAAGGAGCGCAUCGAGACGAACUUUGAGCUUGAUGGGUGGGACUUGACCGAGGAUGAGUUGAAGAAGUUGGAUAGCAUGCCAGAACGCUUCAAGGUCUGCGGUGAUGCUUGGCUGCCAGUGAAGGUUUUCUUUGGGGACGAUGAAUAG
Messenger RNA from Hyaloscypha bicolor E, 897 nucleotides. RefSeq names its product Aldo/keto reductase. The record is from RefSeq and is a predicted model, not a curated record. The transcript has 4 exons. Bases 1 to 897 code for a protein of 298 amino acids. Lineage: Eukaryota; Fungi; Ascomycota; Leotiomycetes; Helotiales; Hyaloscyphaceae. Gene Ontology annotation, cellular component: cytosol. Gene Ontology annotation, molecular function: aldose reductase (NADPH) activity.